Messenger RNA from Drosophila gunungcola (fruit fly), 4051 nucleotides. It is a transcript of the gene Pih1D1, whose product is annotated as PIH1 domain-containing protein 1. Bases 170 to 3907 code for a protein of 1245 amino acids. Gene Ontology annotation, biological process: rRNA processing; box C/D snoRNP assembly. Lineage: Eukaryota; Metazoa; Arthropoda; Insecta; Diptera; Drosophilidae. The record is from RefSeq and is a predicted model, not a curated record. The transcript is spliced from 5 exons. Gene Ontology annotation, cellular component: R2TP complex; cytoplasm; ribonucleoprotein complex.
AAAUCAAAACAUUCAACGGAUGGUCACACUAUCACAAUUAUUGCUCCCAAACGAGUUGACAGCUCCCGUUGAAGCAAAUAAAAAAUUUUGUUUUCUGCGAGUGGCAAAGCGUAAAAAUAGUUUUACAUUUGUUUUAAAUCGUGCCUGACUGUUAAUAGCGUGGUGCAAAAUGGCGCGUCGCUCCAAUUUCAUUGAGGGCAAUGACAAUUUUCGCGAGCAAAACUUGCGAUUCGUGCGGAACGAGUUUGAGGACAACAUAAACCAGUUCUUCGGAGGUGCGAAUCCGGGCGGAAGUGGCCAGCAGAAGCCUCCGCCGCGGGAUUCGCUAAUUGUUCAGCCGACCGCAGGAAACAACGAAAUGGACAACCGCCGGCAGUUUCUCCGGGAGCUGGGCGCCAGUCGGAUGUUGGCCAACGCCCUGGCACAGCGCACCUUUAAGGUGCCCAACUUCAACCUGCGCCACUUCCAGCGCCAGCGGUUUCGCCUCAGCGUCGAGCUGGGCGACAGUCGUCAGGACGUGGUGGACAAGGAGGUGCUGCGGGCCAUCGGGGAAGCGGUGGAGAGCCAGGACAUGGCAGAGUCACGUCCACGCACUCCAUCGCCGCCGAGGAACAUUGAUUGGCACACCAUCAAUCGGGAUAGUUCGCCGGGGCGGAUUGAUCGGUCGCGUCCGAGGAAUCGUCAAAGGGAGGAUAACUUUCAAGGCCGGAGGGACAACAGUCGGGGAUUCGCAGUCCAAAGGAAUUCCGGACCCAAUAAUGCUCCGAUUAAUCGAAACCAGGAUGUCAAUCGCAAUAAUCGUAGCGUGAAUACUGAGGAAGCAAUCCAUAGGAAUUCUGGACCUAUUAAUGUUCCGAUCAAUCGCAAUAAUCGUAGCAUGAAUACAGAGGAACCUAAUCGAAAUGCGAAUCAUCAGGAAUUAAACCGAAACAAAAGAAGUGAUGCAUUCAUUCAUAAUAAUCGUAGUACAAAUCAGCCGGAAUUCAAUCGCAAUAAUCGUAGUGCGAAUCCACAGGAAUUUCAUGGCAAUCGAAAUGUUAAUCCAAAUCGAGAUGAUAAUCGCAUUAAUCGAAAUGCGAAUGAAUUGAACAGAGAUCCACAGGAAUUCAAUCGCUCUAAUAGAAAUGCGAAUCCGCAGGAGAUCAUUCGCUCUGGUAGAAAUGCAAAUCCGCAGGAAUAUAUUCGCACUAAUAGAAAAGCAAGCUUGCAAGAUUUUAAUCGUAAUAAUCGUAGUUUUAACAACGAUGAAUUUAAUCGAAAUGUUACCACUGAUGAAAUUAAUCGAAACAAUGUUACUGUUGGUCCGCUGGAGUUUAAUCGCAGUAAUGGAAAUUCGGAUCAAUUCAAUCAAAACAAUCGCGAUUUGUGUCCGCAAGGACUUAAUCGCUAUGCGAAUCCACGGCAAUUUAACCGCAACCAGGAACCCAAUGUCGAUAUUCAAAAUGUUCAAGGAUUUAAUCGCAAUACCAACAUUCGUGGUGAGCAACAAAAUAUUAGAAAUAAUGCCUCGAACUUUGUCAAUCCCCGGAUGAACUAUAAUCGUGGGCCCAAUAUUCAGGACUUUGGCAAUAAUCAACAAACCAGCUUGGAUCGAAAUUCGAUAAUCAAUCAACAUGGCAACAUAGUUGAAAACUUUCAACUGCCCAGAGAUCGAUUCCACUCACCUGACAACCACCCACAACAGCAGCGUUAUGUGGACCAGGACAUUCGUGAAGUGAACGACAACUUUGGCGGAAAUCCUGAACCCCAGGCUAAUCGCAAUUACCAACGUAUUGUUAAUAACAAUCAAAUAACACUCUGUCGCACUGAUUGGAUUGACGCCAACGAACGAGAUCUGGACGGUGGCAACUAUAUGUCCAAUGAACGCAACUUUAUCGAAGAUCCCCGUUUCGUCGAUGCAGAAAAUGAUGCGAUCAUGCACGAUGAUGUUUUUCAUGGACAUCAGCAGGAUAACUUUAAAAGACCCGAUGUCCGCAACCAACCCAUCUCCAGAGACAAUUUCAGCGAUGAUCGUAAUUCAUAUGUACGCGAUCGCCACAUUGAUGACAACAGGCGCCAGCUUGAUCGCGAACCCGAUCGUCACCACAACUUAAACGACGAUUUCGAUCAGCGGAACAACUCUUCACGUGGCGCUGACACACGACGCCUUCCCCCACGAGAAACUGCAGCAUUCCGGGGCUCCAAUAACCCCCGCUUUCCACCGAACCACCAGUAUCAGCAGACUAUUGAUCGCGGAUCGGGCUAUGGUAAUCGUUACCGCGAUAACCAGCAAUCUGGAGGUCUCAAUCCCAACAGACCAAUCGGGUCGAAUAUACCAAAUGCUGAUAGAUUUGCUCAAAGAAACGCCAAUUCGGUUAGUUCAAAUCAAAACCGUGCAAAUGCAAAUCAUCCCCGAACGAGUCUAGAUCGAAACAUGGCCAGAAACAUAAAUCCUAGUGGCCCAGUACACCGCAAACCAAGUCUGGAGCGCAGCCCAAGGGCAAACUUUAUUCCUGGCGGUCCAAACCAUCAACGAUUGAGUCAAGAUACAAUUCAAAGAUCAAAUUCAUUAACAGCUCAAAAGCGUAGCUCAUCCAGGAAUUCCGGCGGACCCAAUCAAAUCCGCCCAAAUACAUCAACAAGUCUAGAUCGCAGUGCAUCAAGGAAUGUUAAUGCUCCCAGUCAAAGCAAACCAAAUCCAAACCAACUGCAAGAUAGAAAACCUGGUGCUCUAAAUCCAAAUAAUAAGAAGCCAGGCGUUCUACCAAACAAUCGGGCACCGAAUCAGAACAAGACCAAACAACCGGCAAUCCGCACUAAGAACACCAAUCCUGGUGCAACCAAACCUGGUCAGCAGCCAAGUAAGGUCAAACCACAAGCCACACAAGCAACCAAGAACAACGCGGUCAUGGCAAACCCACGCGCUGGGCAAAAAAGGGAAGCGGAUACCGCAGGGUUGGGUGGCCAAAAUGGUUCUAAAAAAGCUGACCCCAAGCGCCAGAAGGUGGACUCCAAUCGGAGCUUCAUUAUAGCCGGAAUUCGCUUGCCCUAUAUCAAGGACGAGAGCAAGAAGCUGCCACAAAAAGAGGAGGAUUCCUAUGCGGUGACCUUCUUCGAGCAAACACCCAUCUACAACACAAACAUAUAUGCCACCGACGAUGGAGCGAUUGUUGAAGAGGAGGAUGAUAGUGACAUAUCUGAAUCUGAGUCUCUGGACUCCAAUCGAUCUGAGGUUCAGUCAGGGGCUAAACAUCGCAACUCCAAGAAGAAAUUGCGCUCCCAGUUGCGUAAGGAGUGGACAAAAAUCUAUAGGAAUAAUAACUACAAGGACUGGCACAAUUGGUGGCGUGAUUACAAGUGGUGUGGCAGCGAAAUCAACAAGAAGCUGGAGAAGUACGGUGACCGCUCGCUGCGCCACCGCUUCGGUCCCUCGUCACCAAAGGCCAAAUCCGCACAAGUAGUCAAUCAGGUAUUCAAACUGGGCCACAUGGGUCUGGAGAAGAACACUUUCAGCCACUACCGCAACAUGCGCUCCAUAUUCCUUCUGAUGAACGAGACUUUCCUCGAGAAAUUGUCCAAGAAGCAAAUGGAGGAGUUGCAGGACCUGAUCCGUGGCAUUCCGAAUCACCUAUGGCUGUACAAGAUACGCAGCAUGCUCUACCUCUGGGAGAGGUACCAUGCAACUCUAAAGAGUCCAGUCGCAAAAAAUGUGCACAAGGCAAAGGACAUUCAGUCGAUUGCGCGGGAGUGGAAGAAUCCCGUCUUCCACUGGCUGGCCAAGCAAGCCUUCGAUGAGCUCAAGGCAAUCAGCGAGAUCGCCUGGCCGGAUCACAAUAAAAUCUAUCCUGGCUUAAAGGAUAAUUUAAUUGCGGACCUUCUUACCCAAAUAACUUUAAACUUUAUGUACAAUAGAUUGUAUACAGAAUGAAAACCAAACCAAAUAAAUCAUGGAUAUACAUAGCUUCUGCACAAAGGAAAACUACGCUUGAAUCAGCAUAGGAUUGAUUAGUUACAUGAAGCUUUGCAGAGAAUAAUCUCUAAUAACCUUAUUCGUUUCCCCUUUCUGCCUUCU